Sardina pilchardus (European sardine) is the source of this 2665-nucleotide messenger RNA. It is a transcript of the gene tbc1d16, whose product is annotated as TBC1 domain family, member 16. Gene Ontology annotation, biological process: activation of GTPase activity. The record is from RefSeq and is a predicted model, not a curated record. Lineage: Eukaryota; Metazoa; Chordata; Actinopteri; Clupeiformes; Clupeidae. Bases 227 to 2437 code for a protein of 736 amino acids. The transcript is spliced from 12 exons. Gene Ontology annotation, molecular function: GTPase activator activity. Gene Ontology annotation, cellular component: early endosome.
UCAUCCCCGGAAGCAACGGUAUUCGGGGGUUGGGUUAUAAGCCAUCAGCAACAACGUGCCAUGUAGAGUAGCGCGGAUAAACAUAGUAGUCAGUAAAUAAAAGAAGCGAAACUAUUCCUGUGUCGACCUGACAUAAGACCACUGCCAGCUGGAUGGAAGCGCAGCUCGAACUGUAAUCCUCGGCGGAGCUGAGGAGGAUGGGAGGAGCGUCCCCUUGCUGGAGGACAUGUCAUUCGGUCGACUCCUGCGCCGUGCUUCCACUAAAGCCUCGGACCUCCUGACCUUCAACUCGGCGGGGACGCGCGGAGCCCUGGACGGAGAGAUCAUCUUCUCCAAGAACAAUGUGUGUGUGCACCCAGCAGAGCCCCUGCCCGGCCUACCGGAGCACCACCCAGGCUACCUGUGUGUGCACAUGGAGAAGGACGAGGCCCUGGGCUCCACGCUCAUCCUGACCUGGGUGCCCAACUCGCGCAUCCAGCGGCAGGACGAGGAGGCGCUGCGCUACAUAACCCCCGAGAGCUCCCCCGUGCGCCGGCACCCCCGCCGCCGCCCGCGCCGACCCCAGAGACCCCAGCCGGCCCCCGAGGAAGAGGAGGAGGACGAGGCCGAGGCCCGGGAGGCGGAACCUGCCCUGCUGGCCCCCUCGCAGAACAACCACCAGCAGCAGGGGCAAGGGCAGUUGCAGGGGGGGCACGAGGAGGGGGACGAGGGCUCUUGCGAGCUCUCGGCGGACGAGGUGAGCCGCGACAGCACGCUGGGCUCCGACUCGGACACCUUCUCCUCGCCCUUCUGCCUGUCGCCCGUCAGCGAGGCGCUCGGGGAGAGCAGCGGGCCGGUGUUCCUGGACAGCGAGGGCAGGGAGAUGUGUGAUGAGUCCAUGACCCACUCGGCCAGCUCGGCCUCCAGCCUGGACAGCCACGCGCCGUCCGAGAGCAGCCAGUCGCAGGGGGUGCGGUGGGAGGAGCACCAGAAGGUUCUGGCCCUGGAGCAGUUGUGUGGGGUGUUUCGGGUGGACCUGGGCCACAUGAGGUCCCUGCGACUCUUCUUCAGCGACGAGGCCUGCACCAGUGGUCAGCUGGUCAUCGCCAGUCGGGAGAGUCAGUACAAGAUCCUGCACUUCCACCAUGCUGGCCUGGACAAGCUGGCCGAGGUCUUCGGGCAGUGGAAGUGCUGUCGGGAAACCCAGCUCAAAGACCAGGUGUCAGACGAGAAGUCGUGCAUGCAGUUCUCCAUCCGCAGGCCCACGCUGCCCUCGGCCGAGACCCACCCGGAGGAGCGCCUGUACCGGCGGCUGGACGUGGCCUCCUGGCUGCGCCACCUCAACCACAGCGGCCAGCUGGAGGAGGAGUACAAGCUCCGCAAGGCGAUCUUCUUUGGCGGGAUUGACCCGUCCAUCCGGGGCGAGGUGUGGCCCUUCCUGCUGCGCUACUACAGCUGGGACUCCACCUCUGAGGAGCGCGAGGCCUGGAGGCUGCAGAAGAGGACAGAGUACCAGGAGAUCCAGCAGCGCAGACUGUGCAUGAGUCCAGAGGAGCACAGUGAGUUCUGGAGGAAGGUCCAGUUCACUGUGGACAAGGACGUGGUCCGCACUGACCGGAGCAACGCCUACUUCAGGGGAGAGAACAACCCGAACGUGGAGAUCAUGAGGCGCAUCCUGCUCAACUACGCCGUGUUCAACCCCGAGAUGGGCUACUGCCAGGGCAUGUCCGACCUGGUGGCCCCGCUGCUGUCCGAGGUGCAGGACGAGAGCGAUACGUUCUGGUGCUUCGUGGGCCUGAUGGAGAACACCAUCUUCAUCAGCUCGCCCCGCGACGAGGACAUGGAGAGACAGCUGAUGUACCUGCGUGAGCUGCUGCGCCUGAUGCUGCCGCGGUUCCACCAGCACCUGCUGCGUCUGGGGGAGGACGGACUGCAGCUGCUCUUCUGCCACCGCUGGGUGCUGCUCUGCUUCAAGCGCGAGUUCCCCGACGCAGAGGCCCUGCGCAUGUGGGAGGCCUGCUGGGCACACUACCAGACGGACUACUUUCACCUGUUCUUGUGCGUGGCCAUCAUCGUGCUGUACGGAGAGGACGUCACCGAGCUGCAGCUGGCCACCGACCAGAUGCUGCUCCACUUCAGCAACCUGUCCAUGCACAUGAACGGAGAACUGGUGCUGCGCAAGGCACGCAGUCUGCUGUACCAGUUCCGCCUGUUGCCCAGGAUCCCCUGCAGCCUGCACGACCUGUGCAAGCUGUGCGGGCCGGGCAUGUGGGACAGCCGCUACAUCCCGACCGUGGAAUGUUCCGGAGAGCACCAGGACUCUCAGAGCUGCCCGUACGGGGGCACCGUCGACCCCCAGCCGCCCCCGUCGCCCCGGCCCAACGCCACCCCGCCCCCGCCCGAGGGCAAGAGGGGCUCCAAGACGCGGGACAUCUUCAGCUUCCGCAAGCCGUCCUGAGCGCGGCGUGGGAUCGGGUCGCGGAUGCAUGUCACUUCCUUUUGGGGUCGCGGGGGGGGCGGCGGUGGUGGGCGCCCUGGUCCCGGGCACCGUGGCUCUCGUAGCCCUGGGUUCCACUCAUGGGUGCGGGCACUGAGUUCAAGUGGACCUCCGUCCACAAUGCCGCACUCUCGAGUUUAUUUCCAGACGUUUGUUUGUUUAUUUGCUUGCUUGUUUGUUAUUUUGGAU